GGGAGGCGCGGGCAAGUUCUGUCCCCAAACUUCCAGCUGCGUCUUGCUGGGCGCGAAGAGAAGCCACCGGUUGGACCGCUCGUGCGUCGUCGUCCCCCCCCCCCCCCCGCCCUACUUGGGACCGGCACCGACCGAUCGGGACCUCACGUUUCCAGUUUGGAUUGAGCUUUGAGCCUCGGGACUGACUGACCGCACCUCGGCUCACGUAAGCAUCCUAAGGUGUGGGAGGUAGGGGGAGCCCAGUUUUGAACUCGUUGCAGGGGGAGAUUCCCUGCAAGGAGUUGGCUCACCUCUUGACUUGGGGAGGUGACUAUCAGUCAUCCAAGCACUGUUGCUGGAGCUCCUGGCACCCCCCCGAAAAAAAAAGCACACACACCCUCCACCUCCAAGAGGAGAAGCUGAGAGUGCUUGGUUUGGGCUCCUUGCCCCCCCAGCCCAGAUUCCACCCUGGAGAUCUUAAAGACUCUCGAGAAAAGCCAUGUGGGAGGCUGGUUCCCCUGGGGCUUCCUGCCGUCCCCGGAUAGUUUGAUUCUCUGGAGUGUCCCCGACGUCUGCAAGGAUGUCGAUCUGGACGUCCUCGUGGAAGCCUUAAAACCCGUGGGCACCUUCAAGAAGAUCGGCAAGGUGUUCCGCAGGGAGGAGGACUCCACCGUGGGGAUGUUGCAGAUCGGGGAGGACGUGGACUAUCUGCUCAUCCCCCGAGAGGUCAGGCUGGCCGGGGGCGUGUGGAGGGUCAUCUCGAAGCCUGCCACCAAGGAAGCCGAGUUUCGAGAGCGUCUGACCCAGUUCCUGGAGGAAGAGGGCCGCACCCUGGAGGACGUGGCUCGCAUCAUCGAGAAAAGCACCCCACACCCACCCCAGCCCCCCAAAAAGCCCAAGGAGCCCCGAGUGAGGAGAGUCCCGCAGAUGGUCACUCCUCCACCUCGGUUGGUCGUGGGCACCUACGACAGCAGUAACGCCAGCGACAGCGAGUUGAGCGACUUGGACGCCCCCAGAGUCCAGGGCAACGGAAGGGGCCCCCAGAGCGCCAAGAAGGUGCGCAGGAUACCCGUCAGUUACCUGGGCAGCAAGUUCCUGGGCAGCGAGCUGGACAGUGGGGAUGACGACGAGCUGGUGGAGGCCUUCCUCCGGCGAGGGGACAAGAAGGCCAGCGCGCCCCCUCCUCGCCGCAAAGUCAACCUGCCCGUGCCCAUGUUCGAGAACAGCCCGGGACCCCAGCCAUCAUCCAAGGCGGAAAGGUGGCGGGACUAUGUCAGCCAGGUGUCCUGGGGGAAGCUGAGGCGGAGGGUGAAGGGCUGGGCGCCCAGAUCCGACUCCUCCGGGGUGGGCGAAGCCAGGCAGGCCUCCACCGGAGCUGAGCGAGCUGCGUCCCCGAGAAGCACCACCAGUCGGGGCGGUGACCAGGGACACGUCGCAGGAGACGCGAGCGCGAGUGAGCCCUGCGCCAGACGGUGGAGGCCCAAGGUCAAGUGGGCAUCCUUCCGGCGUCGGGGCAGGAGGGAGGAGGCUGUACCCCCAGCCCAGGAGGAAGGCCUGCGGGCCGAGGAACCCCCACAGGUUGCAGAGAAUCAACGGGCAGAGGCUCAGGCUAGUCAGAGGGCAGUGGCUCCAGCUGGUCGUGUUGCAGAGAAUCAGCGGGCAGAGGUCAUAGCCGUCCAGGGGGCAGAGGCCCCAGCUGACCAUGUUGUGGGGAAUAAUCAGCGGGCAGUGGCUCCAGAUGAGCAGAGAGCAGAAGCUGCAGGUAAUCAGAGGCUGGAGGCCCCAGCUACCCAGAGAGCGAGAGCCCCAGGUGACCAAGGGGAAGUAGUGGGUGCCCAGGCCGUCCAGCAAGCCGCGGGCAGCUUGAGUGUCCCGCAGGCAGCCCCCGCUGCCAGGACCCGGAAACAGGUCAAGACAGUGAGGUUCCAGACUCCUGGACGCUUCUCGUGGUUUCGAAAGCGCCGGAGGGCCUUCUGGCACACCCCUCGGUUGCCAACCUUGCCCAAGAGAGUGCCCAGGGCAGGCGAAGCCAGGACCCUCAGGGUGCUGAGAGCAGAGGCUAGAGUCGAAGUGGAGCAAGAAGACCAGCUGUGAGAGGAGAGGCCCCGUGACCCCCAGGACCUCACCACCAGCCCUGUGGUCAGCAGCUAGGACGCCUCCCCGCCCCCUGGCAGCGCUCCAGACUUGCAGCCACAGAGCUGGGUAGUGCCUCCUACAUCUCCACCCAACCACCCUCUUUCCUUUUUUUAAAUUUUUUUUUUUUUUUUUUUUUUUUCUGAGAUAGGAUCUUGCUAUGCAGCCCAGGCUGGUCUUCAAUUCACAGCAAUCCACCUGCCUCAGAUUCCAGAGUGCUGGGAUUACAGCAUCGUUUCUGGCUCCAGUGACCCUCUUUAUUGUCUUAAUCUAUUGUACAUUGUUUUUUCUUUUCUUUUUGUUUUUGUUUUGAGGUAUGGUCUCGCUCUAGUCCAGGUUUACCUGGAACUCACUCUGAACUCCCAGGCUGGCCUUGAACUCAAAGCGAUCCUUCUACCAAUGCCUCUCCGAGUGCUGGGAUCAAAGACAUGUGUCACCACACCCGGCUUUGUACUUUUUGAUUAGAAAAAAAAAAAAAAAAAGUAUUGACUAUCCCACUCCAAAGAAUGUCAGGAAACUGCUAAGAACCCGAUUGUCUGGCUGGUGGAUUUAACUUCUGCAAGUGUUCAGCUAGGCAGAGCAGGGUGUGUGGGUGGGGGCGCUGGGCACUAGGUUGGUCCAUCCUUUCUUUUGUGGCCUACACUAAUUCUGACAGCCCCCUUGCGUUUGAAAGUAGGGCUCUGACCUAUAUGCAAAUAAAGAUGGUUACAAGGUGA
This is a messenger RNA of Jaculus jaculus (lesser Egyptian jerboa), 2828 nucleotides long. RefSeq names its product coiled-coil domain containing 8 (gene Ccdc8). Gene Ontology annotation, biological process: regulation of mitotic nuclear division; microtubule cytoskeleton organization. Bases 658 to 2073 code for a protein of 471 amino acids. Gene Ontology annotation, cellular component: 3M complex. NCBI's taxonomy places the organism in Eukaryota, Metazoa, Chordata, Mammalia, Rodentia, Dipodidae. The transcript is spliced from 2 exons. The record is from RefSeq and is a predicted model, not a curated record.